AUGUCACGCCUCCUCCAUAGACGGGACUUCACAAUCAAAAGUCCCGCCAUGCAAGAUGUCAAAGACGCAAGUCGUCAAAUCAACUGUUUUCUGCGAAGCCGGGAACGGAAGGAAAUCCACAGAGAAAAGCAGAACAACCCUCAGCAAGCCGUCAUUGACGGAGCUCCGUGCUAUGCACGUGACUCGAGCCAUGGGAGUUUGUCCGGGAGCCAAACUUCGGCUAGAGCCAAAAUAAGCAAUUCUGCCUCGUUCUCCGCGCUAGGCCAUGUUGCCAGUGCGCCAGGAACAGCAUCUGGAGCACGAGACCAGGUUUUCCCUCUCCCCUCUCCCCCUUUUCGCCUGUUCGCCUGGUCCGGUGCUCUUGGGAAUUGGAUGAAAACACACAUUUGCGCCUGCUGCUGUACCUGCCCCUCGCUCUACCUCCCCCACCUUCAACAGAGACCUGUGACCGCGAUGACUUCCGGCCAUUCGACCCAAAACGGAGGCCAUGUAUCCGUGAGGUACAUUCCUUUGUCGUAUAACCAUGCCGAUUCUCAGGCUUCUGCAUUGAGACUUGUUCUUGCACUGCGCCCGGAGUGGGAGCAUGCUGAAGGCAAGAUUGAAUUCGUGAGAUUCACUGAUGGUAUCACAAACACGCUGUUGAAAAUCAUUCGGAGAGCCCCGGGUAUGACCGACGAGGAAAUCGACAGCGAAGCGGUGUUGAUGAGAGCUUAUGAGGAAGUUCGAUCCCACGCGUUGCUUUCGUCCAAGGGUCUCGCACCGCCCCUCCUGGCUCGAUUUAAGAACGGCCUCCUGUAUCGCUUUAUUCGUGGACAGGUAGCCUCUCCGCAUGACCUUACCCAACCACCUAUCUGGCGCGGGGUUGCGCGGCGACUUGCCCAAUGGCAUGCCGUCCUCCCGAUCAGUGACAGUACCACUAACCCCGGAAUUCCAGAAUCCGUGAUCGAGGGUGCAAAUGCCCAUAUUAACGGAGAUGCCAAAUCUCCCGAGAAAAGCAACGAUGAUAUUACACCCGUUAGAACGCAAGGGAAAGGAACACCCACUCUUUGGACCGUACUGCAAAAAUGGAUCCUUGCCCUCCCUGUCAAUACGGACAAGGAACGUGAAAGGCGUAAACGACUACAGAAGGAAUUCGAAAGAAUUGUUGCAGAAUUGGACGAUAAAUCAGGAAUUGGCGAAGAUGGGCUGGUCUUCGCACAUUGUGACCUUUUAUGUGCCAAUGUCAUCCGGCAGCCAAAAUCAGCAAGCGCCGUUUUGCCCGAGGAUGAUUCGGUUGAAACCGUCAGUUUUAUAGAUUACGAGUACGCUACACCAUCACCGGCGGCGUUCGACAUCGCAAACCACUUUGCGGAGUGGGGUGGUUAUGACUGUGACUACAACAUGAUGCCCACACGCUCCGUUCGCCGCGGGUUUCUCACUGAAUACGUGCGAAGCUACAGUAAAUAUGCAGACCUCGGGAAAAGCGAACAAGAUGCUGUAGAGACUCUGUUCCAAGACGUUGACCGGUUUAGGGGAAUUCCCGGCUUCUACUGGCCACGAUUUCCCAAAUCGAUUUCGAUUAUGCAAAUUACGCUGAAGAGCGCCUCGGAGAGUAUUGGGCCUGGCGACGCGAACAGGAUUGCUCUCGCGCCCAAGCCGGUGAAGAGAUGCCACUUCGAGAACGCCGCUGGGCGCAAGAAGUCUAGCCAACUUCUUUUUGGACACAUCCCUCCGAUGGAGAAGAAUCUUUUUGGAACUACUUUCCUUGCUAACCGGCCAUUGGCCCCGUUUUACAUUUUUCCCCUGUUCUUGGUUGAUAUUUCCGACUGCCCGGGUGAUUAUACCGCGGGAAAGCUGGAGUUACACGGUGUUGAAGAAAUUUAG
Messenger RNA from Uncinocarpus reesii 1704, 1863 nucleotides. RefSeq lists its product as uncharacterized. Gene Ontology annotation, biological process: phosphatidylcholine biosynthetic process; phosphatidylethanolamine biosynthetic process. NCBI's taxonomy places the organism in Eukaryota, Fungi, Ascomycota, Eurotiomycetes, Onygenales, Onygenaceae. The transcript is spliced from 8 exons. The coding region runs from base 1 to 1863 and encodes 620 amino acids. Gene Ontology annotation, cellular component: cytoplasm. Gene Ontology annotation, molecular function: choline kinase activity; ethanolamine kinase activity. The record is from RefSeq and is a predicted model, not a curated record.